This is a messenger RNA of Haplochromis burtoni (Burton's mouthbrooder), 469 nucleotides long. Its product is annotated as GTP cyclohydrolase 1. NCBI's taxonomy places the organism in Eukaryota, Metazoa, Chordata, Actinopteri, Cichliformes, Cichlidae. Gene Ontology annotation, cellular component: cytoplasm. Gene Ontology annotation, biological process: tetrahydrofolate biosynthetic process; tetrahydrobiopterin biosynthetic process. Gene Ontology annotation, molecular function: zinc ion binding; GTP binding; GTP cyclohydrolase I activity. The record is from RefSeq and is a predicted model, not a curated record.
AAAGGAUGCUGAGGCUGCAACCGUGUCGCCCACUUGAACGCAAACAGAAGUACCCGUCAGAAACUGAUGCAACAAGUGCUCAACUAAGAAGGCAAGAGAACCGCAGCGAUGGACCGCUCCAAGCAGAACAAGUACAGCUCAAACGAGAAGAAGGACAAUGGGGACGGCGGCUCCGUGCUCAACGGCCACUUUGACGGGAUGGUGAAGCGGGCAGCCGGCGGUCCUCAGGCACCGGCAGCAGAAUCCGCUCCGCACCGGUCGACCUCCGCUGUGAUGGAGAGCUGGAAGGAGGAGCGCACCAGGAGCCUGGAGGACAACGAGAUGAGCUUGCCGUCCCUGGCCGCUGCCUACACCACCAUCCUGCGGGGUCUCGGGGAGAACCCGCAGCGGCAGGGACUCCUCAAAACCCCCUGGAGGGCUGCCACGGCCAUGCAGUUCUUCACUAAAGGCUACCAGGAGAAAAUUAUCG